Astyanax mexicanus (Mexican tetra) is the source of this 4028-nucleotide messenger RNA. RefSeq names its product chondroitin sulfate proteoglycan 5a (gene cspg5a). Gene Ontology annotation, biological process: nervous system development. Bases 658 to 2172 code for a protein of 504 amino acids. The transcript is spliced from 5 exons. NCBI's taxonomy places the organism in Eukaryota, Metazoa, Chordata, Actinopteri, Characiformes, Acestrorhamphidae. The record is from RefSeq and is a predicted model, not a curated record.
UUGGAUUACAGACACGGUUCCGUCCACACUGCACCGGAGUAUAGUGCGCGCGGCGCUGAGGCUGCACUUGUUUUGGGUUUAGCGGUAUUUGCGGUAUUUUGCGGUAUUAGCUGAGUUUAACGUUUGCGCAGUUUUUUUUUUGGUUCUUCGUUCUGCUUUCGUGACAAUGGGACUGUGAGCGCGCGCGCGACAUUCCAUCACACAGAGGAGAGGAUACCGAGGAGAAGAAAGGAGGAGAUGAAGGGAGCGCGCGGAGGAGACGGACUGUAACAGAGAGAGAGUGAAAGACAGAGAGAGAGAGAGAGAGAGAGAGAAGGAUAGAGAAAUAGAAGAAAAGAGAUACAGAGAGUGGUAGAGAGAGGCAUAGAAGGAGAGAUAGAGGAAAGAGUGGAUGAAAGAUAUAGAGAGAGAGUGGUAAAGAGACAGAGAGAGAGAGACAGAGAGAUAGAGAAAGAGAGACAUAGAGAGGGAGAGAGAGAGUGGUAGAGAGAGGGAUAGACAGUGAGAGAGUGGUAGAGAGAGGCAUAGAGAGAGGUAGAGAGAGAGAGAGAGAGUGGUAGACUGGUAGAGAGAGGGAUCCUGAGCGCGCGCUGUAACCGGGCGGUAUAUUCCGGGGCUGUGUGAAGUGUUCACCUGCGGGACCGCGCGCGCGCAGACAUGGGGCUCGGGUCGGAACGCUGCUGCCGCCGCUGCUGGCGGGUGGCGGUGACGGUGGCUGUGGCGGCUGCCGUGUGCGCGCUGCUCGCGCCUGCUGACGCUAACUCUGUGAAUGGAACCGAGUUGGUCAGCACCACCACUACUACUACAAACGUGACCUCCCUGCCAGCAGAGGGUGACGAGACGAAGCUGAAGGAAAUUAAUGAAGCAUUCCAAACUGUUGGUGACAUGUUCCUCCACCUCCGGGCUGGGCGUAAGCCGAGAGACGGGGGUGAGCAGGGCAGCGGUAUGCCGACGGAGGAGCUUCCUCAGGAGGUGGUCACCUCUACACCUGAACCUGAGGCCGAGACAGAAACUGUAGAAGUGGAAAGUCCAGACAUAAGCCAAGAUUCAGCAGAAACUGACCACCUGCUGACUCAUGAUAGCUUCAUGGAAGAAGAGGACCUGAGGCCGCACGUGACCACGGAGACACCGUGGCACGUUCCCAAAGUGAACAUGGAGACCACUGUGUUUGACCUGGACCUUCGGGAAUUCCCAACAACCCAAACCCAUCCCGCGGUUCCCCCUUCCCAGCCCGUGACCGUAGACUUUGACAACGGUUCCCGCAAGGAGCUUGUCCCACCUUCCCCCUCAGCCCAUGAGCUUCAAGGUCGUGACCCAACCGCCUGGGCCAUGCCCGACAACUACGACUACCUCACUCCAUACGACGAAACUGUUUCCACAACUUCGGAUGACUACAGCACCACUGCCAACACGUUCGAAGAGGAACCGACCACUACUACUCCUCCACCCAGAACCUUCCGCCCCCGCCUGCCCAACCCGAUCACCCCUUCCAAGGAAGAAGUCCUUCGCGUAGGAAUCUCCAGCAAUGGCGCUGACUGUCGGCUGGGCAACAUUCUCGCUAACGGUACCUGCAGGUCUCAGUGCGAAGUGCUGCCAAACUACUGCUUCAACGGGGGACAGUGCUACGUCCUGGAUGGCAUUGGCGUCUUCUGCAGGUGUAAUAUCCAGGACUACAUGUGGCAUAAAGGUGCUCGGUGCGAGUCGGUGAUCACGGAGUUCCAGGUGAUGGUUAUCGCUAUCGGAGCGUCGGCCCUGACCGUCCUGCUGCUCUUCAUGAUCAUCGUCUGCUUUGCCAAGAAACUCCACGUCCUGAAGACCGAGAACAACAAACUGCGCAAACGCAGCAGUAAGUAUCGCCCGUCCUCGGAGCAGCACAAUGAUAAUUUCUCUCUCUCGACCAUCGCUGAGGGCUCCCACCCAAACGUAAGGAAACUGUGCGACACCCCCCCUGUCCUCCCUCAUGCUCGUGCUUUGGCUUACUAUGAUAACAUUAUCUGUCAGGACGAUCCGAACGCCCAGAAUAAACUGGAGGACCCGGUGAAGGCCCCCCCGCCCAAAGAGGACGAGUCUCUGAACAUCCAAAACUCGCUCACCCCCAAGCAUGAGAACCACAAGAUGCUGGGGGAGGAGAACUCCUCGGAGGUAAACUCCCUGCAGAACAACAUGAUGUAGAGAACACCACCACCACCAUCACCAGGGCUCCGCCUCCACCCAGCGCACCACCACCACCACAGCCAAUCACAACACAGCAGAAACUCUGCAGCUACGCCCUCCCCCCCAGCACCCGCACUCACUCAGCCCUUACGCCCACUCACUUCCCCAACGCAAACGCUGCCCCGCCCCCUUUUUCCACACAGUCUCUUUUGCCCUUGUUGUCCUGCCCUUUGAUGCCACACCCUGAUGUUACGCUAUCACACAUAAACACACACAUACUGUGUACACAAACAUCAACACACACUCAUACACACACUACACUUACACACACUCGAGACCUCAGCGUACGUCUUGCGAAGGCGACAUUCACCAAUCGCCACGUUGCAACCGUUAGAAGCUCGGAGUCGAACGUUAUAAGAAUGUUUGUUUAGCAACGGAUUAUGAGCAAAAAAUUUGAGAAGUAUGGUUAGUCUGUAACGUUAACGAAUAUUAAAACGUUACAAAGACCUAAACUGAAACCAAAAUUUAAUAGCACAUUUAAUAACCACUUAAUAAAGAAUCGAUUACAAUCAUAAAACCUGAAAUUCACAAUGAAGUGCAUUCUCUCACCAACAAUCAAAUCAAGUCGUUACGUGACGUCGAAUUCGACUAAUUCCCUAAAGGAACAAAGUGAAUCGAUUUCAAGGUGAAAUUUUAGAUAUCACAGGAUUCUAAAUCAUAUAGCAAAGAAUCGAUUGUAAAUCUAAUUAAUCUGAUUAAAUUGAAAUUAGAAAUCGUGAUAUUUGAGAGUACAUAGUGUUUUAUAUAGAGUUUUACAGAAACAUUUUAAAUAAAAAUCUAAUAGAUCAAUAUUCACUUGUGAGGUGUGAUGAGUCCGUUACUAAAGAAUAAAAUGUACCAAAAAAUUGUUAAAUUGUGAAAUUUAAAGAUAUAAUUUUAAAAUAGUUGUACUAAGAAUUAAAAGAACAGUGGAAUUCUAGAUAUCAUGGCAAAUAAAACAAUUUCCUAAAAAUUCAAAUAGAUGGACUUCUUAAAUUUGAUAAUUAAUUAAUUAUUACCACACUGAUUUGUUUAAGUCUGUAACGUUAAUGAUUAUUAGAACAUUAGAACGUAUUAGAACAUGUGCAGCUAGAUGUAGAGUAACUUUAAAAAAAGGAAAGAACAGAUUGACACAAGUGACGUUGCAGUGACGUUAAAAACGUUCAACUUGAAAAAAACGUUCGAAGAAUGAUUGAAGAACUCGAACGAUUCAGAAAACGUUCAGGAAACGUUCUACUAACUAAAAUUUAGUAUCUGGUAAAGUACCUUAACUUCGCAACAACGCCUGUGAUUGGUUGAGAGCGUAGGCGACGAUUUUCCCAGCUCAUAAAUUUGCUUUCAAAGACGUGAAUUUCGAUGUUUUGUCGUUUCGCCGCUUCAACGCUUCGCAGGAAGUAUGCCGAGGCCGCACAAACUCACACACACCUGUACACACACUUACACACACUCACACACACACACCUUCCCCUGCCUAACUGAUUUACGGCAUGCGUUGGUGUAUUUUGUAAAAAGGAACAAACGAAAAAAAGUGAAUAAUAAAACAUAUAUGGGGUUUAAAGUAUAAAAUGUUGUCAUAAAGCAGAAGAAGAAGAAGAAUAAAAAGCUACUGAGAGGUUUUUGAUGUUUGUCUGACUAAUUCAGUGAGUAUGUAUAAAUAUAUGAUAAAAAUGCUUGGAUUGAUAUAAAGAUAAACACGGUGUGUCUUCGUUUUCAUUGAUGUGAUUUCUAAUCCUUUGAUGUACUUGUUUUUAUUUUGUACUUUUUUGGGAAUACAGAUUACGAACAGAAAAAAAAAAAUAUCAGACACUUGUUGAAAUAAACCUUUUUAACAUGAA